Molecule: messenger RNA, 1240 nt
Organism: Papaver somniferum (opium poppy)
Lineage: Eukaryota; Viridiplantae; Streptophyta; Magnoliopsida; Ranunculales; Papaveraceae
Exons: 5
Coding region: 114-1013 (299 amino acids)
Source: RefSeq, a predicted model, not a curated record
AACACCCAAUGCGUUCCUUGCAGUGAUCUGGUCCUAUUUCGUAUGUAUGUUGAGCUGUAGAAGAACUCACGGAGAGAGAUUCUGAGAAGUACGGGAGAACAGAAGAAACAAAGAUGAAUCUGAAGAAACCAUCAUGGGGAGAAGGAUUGAGUUCAUCAGAGAAUGAUACAUCAUCUUCGUCAACAGCAGUUGUGGAAGAACUUGUAUCUUCACUAAACAAACAGAGAAUGUAUAGAGAAGUAACCUUGGCUCUAAAAACUGGUUUAAGAGAUGCAAGUGCUGAAUUCUCAUUCCUUCGUGUUCGUGGUCUUCGUAAUAUUCUUAAAUUUCUUCGAUCUGUUGCUGAAUCUGAUUCUUCUAUUACUCUCUUUUCUCACAGUCAAUCCCUUCUUGAAUUACAAGUGGUCCCGGUGCUCUUUCAGAACUCAUUUAGGCAACCAAAAGAUGAACCAAUACCAAACCUAGAUCACAUAUUCUCUGUGGAGCCUAUGAGGAUAACUAGUCCCUCCACGGACACAGAAAUUGCGCUUGCCCUAAGAGUUUUAGAAGGAUGUUGUCUGCUCCAUCGUGGAAGCACGGCUUUAGCCCAUCAAUUCAAUGCGAUCAAGGUACUGAUGAGUAUACUAUCCACUAGAGGAGUUCUUGAACGAGGGGCAUGCUUAGAUGCAUUUAUCGCAAUAAUGUUAGAUUCAUCUGCUAAUCAGAUGGAUUUUGAAGCAUGUCGUGGUAUUGAGAAAGUGACAAAGCUUAUUAAAGACAAACAAGCUGAUGAAAAUAUAAGGCUAAGAUGUGGAGAGUUCUUGCUACUACUCAUCGGGCAUUUAAACAGUAGGGAAAGGCCUCCAAAGGUGCGUGUACAUGAUGAAAUAAGGCGACUUCUGGGUGAAAGAUCUGCAUCAUUGGUAUGGGCAGCAAGUCAAUUUGGGUCAACCCUUGAUCCAGAGCAACGGCAAACAGCUCUACAUAUCCAAGCUCGCCGGGUCAUUGAAUCCUUGGAGUUGGAGGUUUACUAAAUCUACCAGUGACAGACGUCUUUAUAUCCCUCUUCAAUUGCUAUCUCCAACAUUCAAAUUUAGAGAUUGGAGAUUACAAAAAGUGUGUACACAACUUGUAUGUAAUCUGAAUGCUAUUAUGUCAUGUAACCUUUUUUCAUUUGAAUGCUCAAAGUUUCGAGGGUGCUGUAGAUUUCCUCAGCCCGUUUGUGAGAUCUAUCAUUGGCAAGAAACACAUGCUUCUGGUC